Symbiodinium sp. CCMP2592 is the source of this 1446-nucleotide messenger RNA. Lineage: Eukaryota; Dinophyceae; Suessiales; Symbiodiniaceae. The record is from the annotation of a GenBank genome assembly.
AUGGUUGGCACAGGACCUCGAGUGCUUUCCGAGGAAAUCCCUCAAGCGCCCGAAGAGAUAUGUGGCGAACUCGACCUGGCUCGCCCACUUGGUGGCGCACUAUGGUGGAAUUCCAUGCUAUGGACAAACUUCCCUCCUCUGGCGAUGUUCAGCAGCAAGGACUUCCAAGAGGGGAAGAGAUCGGAUUUCUUUGCGAGCUUGUCAGCGCUGAACACCGACAGCAGGCUUAGCGAGCAGUACGUCACGUUUACAGCAGCUCGACAUGAUUUGUGCACGACGCGGCCUGUUCCCGAGAAGAACUGCCGCCUAACUGUUGAGUGCAUGCAAUACGAGGGGGUGCGCGACUGUACAUGGAACUUUCCGCUGCAAGACUACAUCCCUAAGCGUGACAAUCACAACGUGCCUGAUGUUCAGGCGCGCAGAUUCUGGGACAACAACGUUGUCCACAUGGGCCUCAACGCAGAGGAGUUCUCCGAAAAAGUGAUGCCGGUAGGCGACAUCGAGGCGGAGAUUCGCAUCGCGGAUUUUGCCGGCAAUCCCACCUGGGGAUACUACCCAUGCGUCAUGCGCAUCGGCGGCUGGCCCUUCCGGCUACGGAAAAUCGGGACCUUUGAAGGAUAUGGGAAGAAUGGGCACCAUGAGCUGAACAUUGGUCUUCAUUACUUCGAGCAGGACAAGCUUUGGAACCUGCUAGAAGGUCCCGCCAGCUUGGCCGCAACGGGGCCCGGGCAAACCAUGGCCAUCCAGGGAAACCAACGUCGCGGCUUCAAGUUCUAUGCAAUGCUGACCGACCUAGACUGGUUGGGGCCCAACCUGAACGGCAAGAAGCAUGACGACCCAGAGGUACCGCAGGAGAAGGGCUACGUGUGGUUCACUGUGGAGGAGACGAUAGAGGCUCGCGCAACCUCCCCCAGUUCAAUAGGAAAGGCUGUACGUAUCAAGUUGCUGGACGAAGGCAUCAUUCCGGCUUGGCUGGAUCUGCACUACCUGCAGGUGUUUGCAGGUGGUGUCCCUCUGGGCUUCUUCAGCCAGGCAGAUGUGGACCCGGAGUCCGAGGGCACCGCUUUAGAAGACGGACCGCAAAGCUAUGCCGUUGGCGGAGGAACGCAAAGUCUUGGCAAGGUGCAGGUGCUUCGAACGUCUUCAUACCGGCGUGUGGUAGCACAGAAUGCAUGCAGCCGCCUCGUCUUCAAGGACCCCUUGGAAGCACAGGCCAAUGAUAUCGUGGACAUGGGUUGGGCCAUCUUCGACUGCUGCUACAAAGGUGCGACCAUCCGUGUGGGAAAGCAUGCAGGCAAGUGGGCCGAAGAUGCAGGUGCAGACCACGGAAUGGUGGACUUCAAGGCAUCUGGACCACCGCCUCUGUGCCACGGAGAGUACAAGGACAAGGUGACAAUUCAGGCGCCCCGCUCUGAUUACCUCUUCGAGCGACGCUUGGUCAAGUGA